Molecule: messenger RNA, 3637 nt
Organism: Toxotes jaculatrix (banded archerfish)
Lineage: Eukaryota; Metazoa; Chordata; Actinopteri; Toxotidae
Product: vasoactive intestinal polypeptide receptor-like
Exons: 13
Coding region: 132-1472 (446 amino acids)
Biological process (GO): cell surface receptor signaling pathway; adenylate cyclase-modulating G protein-coupled receptor signaling pathway
Cellular component (GO): plasma membrane
Molecular function (GO): peptide hormone binding; G protein-coupled peptide receptor activity; vasoactive intestinal polypeptide receptor activity
Source: RefSeq, a predicted model, not a curated record
CGGAGUCAGAAAAGGGACCCAGAGAAACCUGCGGCGGAUUAUCACUAGAUUUCACCUCUUUUGCUUUUAACUGUUGUGUUUAUCUCUUGCUUUAUUUUUAUUUUUUUAACGAAUCCACUACUUUAACGGAUAUGUUGGUAGAAGUUUCAAAGGGAACUUUCCUCCUCCUCUCCUGCAUGUUGCUGGAACCCGUGUUUUCAAUGCCGAAUCAGAUGUGUGACAUGAGGAGGGAGAUAGAAAAGGAGAGAGACUUGUGUGAGGCUCAGAUCCAGAACAGAACAACAGGCUGCAAUGGUACGUGGGACAAGAUCACCUGCUGGCCCAGUGCCGACAUCGGAAAGGUGGUUACCAUCCCUUGCCCCAAAUAUCUCUUCGACUUCUCCAGGGAUGUCCUUACACGUAACCUGUCAAAGACCUGCACUGAGGGCGGUUGGACCCCGAUCAGCUUGGACUCCUACAUAAUGGACUGUGGAUACAAUCCCAACAGCACCGUGGAUGAUAAUACGGGAGUAUUCUAUGACGCUAUCAAAGUGGGUUACACCAUUGGUCACAGCGUGUCGCUCAUUUCUCUGACGAUCGCCAUCAUCAUACUGUGUCUCUUUCGGAAGCUGCACUGCACAAGAAACUACAUCCACAUGCAUCUCUUUGUGUCUUUCAUACUGAAAGCUGUGGCUGUUUUCAUCAAGGACGUGGUUCUGUAUGAUGUUGGGGAGACAGAAAAUUGCCAGUCAUCUGUGGGCUGCAAGGCAGUGGUGGUCUUCUUCCAGUAUGCGAUCAUGGCGAGUUUCUUCUGGCUGCUGGUGGAGGGCCUCUAUCUCCACGCUCUGUUAGCCGUCUCCUUCUUCUCUGAGAGGAAGUACUUCUGGUGGUACAUCCUGAUUGGUUGGGGGGCUCCCACCAUCUUUAUCUUGGCAUGGGUCAUUACAAAGGCUUAUUUAAAUGAUCCAGGAUGCUGGGAGACAAUCGAGGACAGUCCAUGGUGGAUCAUCAAAACACCUAUUUUAGUCACCAUACUUGUGAACUUUUUCCUUUUCAUUUGUGUAAUCCGGAUUUUGCGACAGAAGAUGAAUUGCCCCGACAUUGGAAGAAAGGAAUCAAACCAGUACUCGAGACUGGCUAAAUCCACGCUGUUGUUGAUACCUCUCUUUGGAAUCAACUACAUCAUUUUUGCCUUCAUUCCUGAGGACAUACACCCUCAAAUCAGGAUGGUGUUUGAUCUUAUUCUAGGGUCAUUUCAGGGGUUUCUUGUUGCAGUUUUGUACUGCUUUUUGAAUGGAGAGGUACAGUCGGAGAUUAAGCGUAAGUGGCGCAGAUGGUUGCUGCAGAGGUUCCUGGGUGCUAACACUAAGUACCAGCAGCCCUCCAUAGGCAGCAACGGCAAUAACUUCAGCACCCAGAUUACCAUGUUGACCAAAUGCAGCCCUAGUACACGCCGGGCAUCAGGGUGUCAGGAGCACCUCUCUGCCAUCUGAAACCCAAGCUAACUGCCCUCUCUGAUUUUUAUCAUUAUGUACUAAAUGUGUGGCUCACAUGCAAUUGGUUGCUGAAGGCCAAUGUGACAUUUUAGUACCGAAGCUAAUAUUUGUUCAUUGUUCAAAAAUGACAAGCAGUCAAUGUUUUUCAUGCCAGGGUGGAAAGGUAUCUAUAACCACUAAGGAAACACUCCACUUGUUCAAUGAAUGGGUUAAAAAUGUAUCUGUACAUGAAGAAUUAACAGCUAAACUGUUACACUAAAAAAGAAACAGUGUCAUUUACAAAGACAAUUUUAAGUUUCGGUGGCUUUGAUCAGGGAGCUACUCCCAUUGUACUGACUGACUGACUCACUGGCAGGUAGUCUGAUAUUUACAUAAAGAUCUGUGUCACACUGACGUACUACAGUAUAAUGCUCUGGUGAGGUUACGUGAGUCGACCUAAACUGACUAUUGAGAAGUUGUUAAAAAUCAAUUGUCAGAAUAACAUUAACUAAAUCUCUGAAUACAGCAGGGAAAGAGAUCUUCAUGAUCACAGUGUCAGUUAAAAGGAAAUGGGACUCUUGGCCAGCGUUUUCCAUCUAAUGUUAAGCAAUAGAUGGAUUGAGCCAGAGACGAGCUGCGUCCUAUAAGAAACAAGAUGUUUAUGAAAAGGGUGUGUUACACAAGAGGACUCCAAGCACUUAACCUAAUGGCCAUGUUGCUUAAGGGACCAGUGGCAACAACAUUAAUGAUUGUGUCAGGCUGUCAUGAACAGCAGUCACAGAGGAGGAAUCUAUAGCAUAAGCAGCGUAUACACUGGAUGUUCCUAUCCUGUGUAUGACAGUUUUAUACAGGGCAUACACUCUGCUGAAUUACUGCCGGUUAACAUUCCAGGGGAGAGACUAAAGCUCCUGCUUGUGAAAUUUAUCUCAGAUUACAAAGGCUUUUAGUUUUGUCUGAGUGCACACUUGUUUUACAGAUAUUCGUUUUUGCCGUUUCUGUAUUCUGUGUGUAGUAUUGGUAUGUAUUAUUAGUCCACAAUACACAACAUUGUGAGUUAAUAUGUGGCAAUAACAAUUAACUUCCAUUGACUGGACUGCAUGGACAAUUCAUUUCAUUGGAUUGAUUGUUAGUUCUCUAUUCGAUUCGAUUCUACACUGACAGGUUAAAUAUAUAUGUUGUAUCGUAUUGUUUUUAGCCAUGCCAGCAGUGUUACUUUAUGGAUGGUGUCAAUUUGUUGGCACAUCACUUUGGUCCAGACUGAAAUAUCUUAGUGUUGUAUAUAUUGCCAUGAAAUUUUGUACAGACAUUCAAGAUUCCUAGUAGAUGAAUCCCAUUGACUUUGGUGAUCCCCCGACUUUUUCUCUUGUGCUCGAUGAAGUUCACAUUUGUGGUUUUGAGGGAGAGCUCAGAUAUUCAUUAGACAUUCAUGUUCCAAACCUGGAUGAACUGUGAUAACUAUGGUUAUGGAUUUUAUUUAGAGCCAUGAUCAGGUGACAAAUUCAUUUUGUCCAGGACUUAUUUGACGAAACACCUUCAAAACUAAUGACAUUCUCAUCAGCCUCAGCUGUACUUUGUGUUUAGUGCUAAUUAGAAAAUGCUAGCAUGGCAAGCAUACCAACAUAUAAUAUUAUACAUACAUCAUUAUCUUUGUGAGCAUGUUAGCAUGCUGAUGUCAGCAUUAAAUGGAAAGCACAGCCUCACAGAGCUGAAGCCACCUUCUAAUCAGAAAAGAUAUUUUCCUACGUUCAGGCAGUGGCAGGGCCACAUUUCAUGUGGUAGUCAUGUUGGAGUUCAGUGUUUACUUUAGUUCCCCCUCUUGCUCUUGUUGUACCAGUGUGUGUAAAACUGAAACUGAACUGAACCUAACUGAAAGUACCUCAGACUAAGUGUCAUACACAGCUAUUGUAUAUAAUGUGAAACUGUAAAAAUGGCUGAUGAAUUGGUUUAUGGCGUCUUUUAUGGUGAUGACUUCUAGUGCUCAGGUGUCAACUGGAAAUUGAUGUUUACAUUUAAAAAAGUAUGCUUCUCCCUUAAGCUAUUUGCAUAAUGUCAAUAACGUUGAUGAAGUGUCUUUUACUUGUUGCCAUGUAAAGUUUGUGUAGAUACUGUGCACUGGAUAGUAUAUGGAAUCAGCUGUAAAUAUGUUAUUGAACAAAAUGUCAGAUGAAGAUGAAUAAAACCAU